GACACAUUUCUAUAAAUAACUGUGCUCAGUGAACAUAGAGACAUCAUACACCAAGUCAAUUCUACGUAUUUAUACCAACACGAAUCUUGAUCAACAAUAUUUUUGUAACACUUUGUCCCUAACCCCUUACAUUCCCUUUUGAGAGUUGAUUUGCGAUGUCAGGAACAAAUGUUGAGGAAAACACCAACCAGAUAAAUAAGGCAUUGAGUGCCAUCCACCAAAAGAAACCAGAGUUUUCCCAGCCAGACUUUACUGUUUAUACUGCAGAUGAUGGAACAAAGUAUUCCACGAUAGAACGAGCAAUUUCUACUGUGGACCCACCAGCCACUUUCAAGCCUAGCCAUGACCAAUUAUACCUUGCUGAUGGGAAACCUAAUUGUGCUUUCUUGAAGGACCAUUUCUUUCAUGAGGGAAGAUUGCACGAGGCGGAUGCAAUUUCCAUUGUUAAAAGAGCUACCGAGUUGUUGACUGCUGAGCCCAAUUUGCUUCAGGUUCCAGAACCAGUGACUAUAUGUGGGGACAUUCACGGACAAUACUAUGAUUUGAUGAAGUUGUUUGAAGUCGGUGGAGAUCCUAAAUCUACCGCAUACUUGUUCUUGGGGGACUAUGUGGAUAGAGGCAGUUUCUCUAUUGAGUGUUUGAUUUAUCUAUAUGCACUUAAGCUCAAUUAUCCCAACACGUUUUGGAUGUUGAGAGGGAAUCACGAAUGUCGCCAUUUGACGGAGUAUUUCACGUUCAAGAACGAGUGUUUGCACAAGUACUCCGAAGAGUUGUAUGAAGUGUGUUUGACUUCAUUCAAUGCCCUUCCCUUGGCUGCGAUUAUGAAUAAUCAGUUUUUCUGUGUUCAUGGAGGUAUAUCCCCCAAACUCACCAAACUCGAUGACGUCAAGGAAAUUAAUAGAUUUAGAGAACCACCCACUAAAGGAUUGAUGUGUGAUUUGUUAUGGGCCGACCCAAUUGAAGAUUAUGAUGAUGACGAAUUGGAUAAGGAUUUCAUCAACAAUGCCGUGAGAGGAUGUUCGUAUGCAUUCACAUAUCGCGCAUCAUGUAAGUUUUUGCAAAACACGGGACUUUUAUCGAUUGUUCGUGCUCAUGAAGCUCAAAAUGCCGGGUAUAGAAUGUACAAACGAACCAAAACCGUGGGGUUCCCCUCCUUAUUAACUAUGUUUAGUGCACCAAACUAUUUGGACAGCUAUAACAAUAAAGCUGCGGUGUUGAAGUAUGAGAAUAAUGUCAUGAAUAUUAGACAGUUUAAUGCCUCGCCCCAUCCAUAUUGGUUACCUCAUUUCAUGGACGUGUUCACGUGGAGUUUGCCAUUUGUCGGAGAAAAAGUCACUGAUAUGUUGGUAUCAAUUUUGAAUGUAUGUACCGAAGAUGAGUUGGAGGAGGAUAUACCCUAUAGGGAAUCGCAAAUUGGAGUGUUGCCAAGUGAACUUGCUACCUUGGCUCAGAAUGCUCCACCACCACUGGGAGGUAUCCCUGUAGCUGGCAUGGAAGUUGAAGAAGAAGCUGAGGAAGAAUCGCUUGCAGCUAAGAAAUUGGCAUUGAGAAAUAAGAUUAUUGCCAUUGGUAAGAUGUCGAGAAUGUUCCAAGUGUUGAGAGAGGAACAGGAAAGUGUGGCUCAUUUGAAAGAGUUAAAUCGUGGAACAUUACCCAAGGGUAGUUUGUUGCAUGGUCGUGAUGGGUUACGUCAAACGCUUAUGACUUUUGAAGAGGCCAGAGCUGCUGAUUUAGUUAAUGAGGCGUUACCUCCUAGUGCUGAGGAUAUAAAGAAACUUAACGAUGAACGAGAAGAGAAGAUUAGAAGACAGUUUAAAUUCCCGGGAAUAUUAAGAUGAAUGACUUAUAUUACCUUUUUUUCUUUUCUAUAUACAUGAUGAAUAACAUCAACAUUCUUUUUU
Messenger RNA from Spathaspora passalidarum NRRL Y-27907, 1901 nucleotides. It is a transcript of the gene CMP1, whose product is annotated as calcineurin catalytic subunit A. Gene Ontology annotation, cellular component: calcineurin complex; cytoplasm. Gene Ontology annotation, biological process: calcineurin-mediated signaling; fungal-type cell wall organization. Lineage: Eukaryota; Fungi; Ascomycota; Pichiomycetes; Serinales; Debaryomycetaceae. The transcript has a single exon. Bases 156 to 1838 code for a protein of 560 amino acids. The record is from RefSeq and is a predicted model, not a curated record. Gene Ontology annotation, molecular function: calmodulin binding; calmodulin-dependent protein phosphatase activity.